Molecule: messenger RNA, 1627 nt
Organism: Pimephales promelas (fathead minnow)
Lineage: Eukaryota; Metazoa; Chordata; Actinopteri; Cypriniformes; Leuciscidae
Gene: stx19
Product: syntaxin 19
Biological process (GO): synaptic vesicle fusion to presynaptic active zone membrane; exocytosis; intracellular protein transport
Cellular component (GO): endomembrane system; presynaptic active zone membrane; synaptic vesicle
Molecular function (GO): SNARE binding; SNAP receptor activity
Source: RefSeq, a predicted model, not a curated record
GAAUACCAAGGACUUCCUGAACGCUUCAACAGGUCCGGCUUACAUCCUACUGUACAAGUCCGUGGCCAGAUAAAGUGUUGAUAAAAAAGCUGGGCAAAUUGAAAUGAAGCAAUAUUCAACUUUCCAGGGAUUAAAAGCAAUAACAGGGUAUGAGAAGCAGGGGAACAUUUUACACACAUUCAACUCUCAAAUCUAAGAGCAUAUCUGACCUGCUCCCCAUCAAGGUCAGUCAUGAAGGACCGCUUGGAGGAGUUGCGUCAGCGGAUGAAGGCCAGCGAUAAGAUGCUGGACAACAACGCCUUCAACAAGGAGGAGGACAUGGACCCGUCCUCGCUGAUAGGCCUGCAGGCCGUGAUCUUUGAGGAGGAGCCCGUCCUGGAACACUUUCUGAAGGAGGCGCAGAACAUCCGUGACGGCAUCGAGGAGCUGAACUCUGAAGUCAAUAAGUUCGGCCAGCAGCAGAGAAACUUUAUGGCCACAAUCAGGCGCCUCAGCAUCAUGAAAAAGGAGAGUAACAUGACGCGAGACAUCAAGUUGUUGGCCGAGAGCCUGAAUAAAAAGCUAGAUGCUCUUUCCAAGCAGGCCAAGCGAACCGAGGCCGAGCUGGGCCCGGAUGACGCCACGUCCCGAAUCCAGAGGGCCCAACACGCGGCCCUUUUCCGCCAGUUCCAAAAAGUAAUGCGACAACACAAUGACGCGAUCCUGGCCAAGCAGGACAAAUGCAAGCAUUUUAUCAUCCGGCAGCUGGAGGUAUCGGGUCGCGAGGUGUCCGAAGAGGAGGUGGAUGACAUGAUCGAGCAGGGCAAGUGGGAGGUCUUCAAUGAGAACGUCUUAGUCGAUGCAAAGAUCACCCGUGCCCAGCUCUCAGAGAUAGAGCAACGCCACAAAGAGCUCCUGAACCUGGAAAGCAACAUGAAGGACCUGAGAGAUCUCUUUCUAGAUGUGUUCAUGCUGGUGGAAGAGCAAGGGCACCAGAUCGAGAACAUACAAGCCAAUGUGGAGAAGACACAAGACUAUGUAUCAGACUCAAAGGAGAAGUUCUCAAUGGCUGCCAGAUACAAGAAGAAGAGCCCUCUCAGAAGACUUUGCUGUUGCUGCUGUCCUUGUUUCAGAUAGCGGCUGGCAAAAUAAACAGCGCCAAAGUUUCUCCAAGGGAAGAAUACAAUGGCAAACAUUGACCUUUGGCUGAUGAAAACUUAAAAAGCAAAGGCACAAAGCACUUUUAGACUUUAUUUAAAAAAAGGAAGGCUCCGUAUAGUGAUGAAGACUUAGCUGGGGUGUUGACAUGCAACACAAGUGGUUAUAUAAAGAUUUCACAAGAUGUUAUUAUGUCUUGUUAUAUCACAUUAUGUAAGGUGUAGUCAAGGAUAUAUUUAUUUUGUAUUUAAUUAUUGUGGAAAAAGCCACACCAGUAUUAUAGGUCAUUUGUAUGCUUUAGAUUGAUCAAAUCUCUACCUAGCCUAGCUAACAUAGCUAUAUAAGACUAGCAAACUCGUCCUAUAAUCUUCAAACAAUACUGAAAGAUUUGUGCAAGUCAACGUCUAAAGUUGCAGUCACAUUAGAAUUGUUGAGCUAAAUAAAGUAAUCCCAAUAGGAAUGUCCACGCCAAAAAAUUUCCUCAUGCAAA